Lolium perenne is the source of this 744-nucleotide messenger RNA. Lineage: Eukaryota; Viridiplantae; Streptophyta; Magnoliopsida; Poales; Poaceae. The record is from RefSeq and is a predicted model, not a curated record.
AUGUCGACAACCACUCACGGACGCCGUGGCGCCAUCGAUUACCCAAUAACUGAGAGGGCCAUGGCGCCGUAUACACCGUCCCGAGCGCCUCCUUUUCCCGAGCUCGAUGCCGCCCGCGUGUGCCCGCCCCCUCCUCGUCACUUGGCCACGCCCCGGCCUCCAUUGCACCCAGCGCGCGACGCUGCUCUACGCGGCCCCUGCUCCGUGUCGUUGGCUGCUGUCCCGUCGAUUGGCCACGUCGACGGCCUCGGCGCCACCGAGCUGUUCGACCGCCUCCUGCCCACCAUGCCCUGGAACACCCUCAUCGACACCGUCAUGGGGGAGCUGCACGCGCGGGGCAAGACUCUCCACGACGUCGCCGAGGUGCUGAGGGCGGCGCCCAUCGACCCGCACGUCGUCGCCGCCAUCAAGGCCGCCUACGGCCUCGGCUGCGACCUCAGGGUCCUCUGCAACGCCAAACGCUUCUUCAUCGAGACCAUCCUUGACCACCACGGCCUCCGGGGCUACUUCUCCGAGAUCAACACCAACCCGAGCCGCAUCGACGUCGACGGCCGCCUCCGCAUCGCGCCGCACCACGACUACCACACCGGCCCGCACGGCUGUGGCCUCGGCACCUGCCCGCCCAACAUGUGCAAGGGCCAGGUGCUCGACCGCACCCGUGUUGGCAUUUCGUCGAAAACACUAAGCGCGGUGGCGACGAAGACCCUGAGCGCGGCGGCCGGCCUUGGCAUAGGCGUCUGCUAG